Molecule: messenger RNA, 2515 nt
Organism: Gorilla gorilla gorilla (western lowland gorilla)
Lineage: Eukaryota; Metazoa; Chordata; Mammalia; Primates; Hominidae
Gene: ETF1
Product: eukaryotic translation termination factor 1
Exons: 11
Coding region: 400-1650 (416 amino acids)
Biological process (GO): translational termination
Molecular function (GO): translation release factor activity
Source: RefSeq, a predicted model, not a curated record
GAUUGCAACACAUGCAGCUGCCUGGAGAGAGGGAGCCGGUGUCCUACGUCAGAGCCGCCGCCGCCGCGGAGCCGCCGCCGGGGAGGAGCAGCCGCUGCCGCCCAGGACUGGGCCCUUAGGGAGGAGGAGGCGAGAAGAUGGCGGACGACCCCAGUGCUGCCGAUAGGAACGUGGAGAUCUGGAAGAUCAAGAAGCUCAUUAAGAGCUUGGAGGCGGCCCGCGGGUGAGCGCCGCGUCCGGCACCCUCCGUGCUCUCUUGGUUCCCGGACCCCUCAGGAUGGACGCCCCCGCGCCGCAUGGCCGGAUGAGGAGAACCAGGCACUAGCCAACUCCCGCCUUCUGGAUCUCUGGGUAGUAGCCCCUGACCCAGGGGCGAGGGUCGGCGCGGUUGGCCCGAGAAUGGGUCCUUUCCCCGCAUGGGGCAAUGGCACCAGCAUGAUAUCAUUGAUCAUUCCUCCCAAAGACCAGAUUUCACGAGUGGCAAAAAUGUUAGCGGAUGAGUUUGGAACUGCAUCUAACAUUAAGUCACGAGUAAACCGCCUUUCAGUCCUGGGAGCCAUUACAUCUGUACAACAAAGACUCAAACUUUAUAACAAAGUACCUCCAAAUGGUCUGGUUGUAUACUGUGGAACAAUUGUAACAGAAGAAGGAAAGGAAAAGAAAGUCAACAUUGACUUUGAACCUUUCAAACCAAUUAAUACGUCAUUGUAUUUGUGUGACAACAAAUUCCAUACAGAGGCUCUUACAGCACUACUUUCAGAUGAUAGCAAGUUUGGAUUCAUUGUAAUAGAUGGUAGUGGUGCACUUUUUGGCACACUCCAAGGAAACACAAGAGAAGUCCUGCACAAAUUCACUGUGGAUCUCCCAAAGAAACACGGUAGAGGAGGUCAGUCAGCCUUGCGUUUUGCCCGUUUAAGAAUGGAAAAGCGACAUAACUAUGUUCGGAAAGUAGCAGAGACUGCUGUGCAGCUGUUUAUUUCUGGGGACAAAGUGAAUGUGGCUGGUCUAGUUUUAGCUGGAUCCGCUGACUUUAAAACUGAACUAAGUCAAUCUGAUAUGUUUGAUCAGAGGUUACAAUCAAAAGUUUUAAAAUUAGUUGAUAUAUCCUAUGGUGGUGAAAAUGGAUUCAACCAAGCUAUUGAGUUAUCUACUGAAGUCCUCUCCAACGUGAAAUUCAUUCAAGAGAAGAAAUUAAUAGGACGAUACUUUGAUGAAAUCAGCCAGGACACGGGCAAGUACUGUUUUGGCGUUGAAGAUACACUAAAGGCUUUGGAAAUGGGAGCUGUAGAAAUUCUAAUAGUCUAUGAAAAUCUGGAUAUAAUGAGAUAUGUUCUUCAUUGCCAAGGCACAGAAGAGGAGAAAAUUCUCUAUCUAACUCCAGAGCAAGAAAAGGAUAAAUCUCAUUUCACAGACAAAGAGACCGGACAGGAACAUGAGCUUAUCGAGAGCAUGCCCCUGUUGGAAUGGUUUGCUAACAACUAUAAAAAAUUUGGAGCUACGUUGGAAAUUGUCACAGAUAAAUCACAAGAAGGGUCUCAGUUUGUGAAAGGAUUUGGUGGAAUUGGAGGUAUCUUGCGGUACCGAGUAGAUUUCCAGGGAAUGGAAUACCAAGGAGGAGACGAUGAAUUUUUUGACCUUGAUGACUACUAGGUAGUCGACAUGGGUCCGGCAAAACGUGCCUCACCCUCCAGCAUCCAACCCAAGGAGCAUACCCAUGGUGGAAUCCAAACAGAUCCCUGCCUUACAAUUGGAACAUUUCCAGAACUUAAUCCAUGAGCAUUGGAUAUUGAAAAGAAAACCGAAACAAAACCAGACCCAGCCCUACACUUUGGUUUGUCAUGGUGUCAGCGCAGCAGCCUACAACUAAGUUCCUAAAUGCCACUUUGGACUAAUUUAAAAAAGAAUCCCAGUUUUUACUUUUACUGGAUGGUGAAAUUGGUUGCUCUUGUAUUUUAUGAAAAAAAAAUGAUUUUUUUAACCUUCAUACAUAGAAGCAAAAAUACUUUAACUGCUGUAAACCUUCAAAAGUUAAUAGAAGUGAGAUCAUACUGGUUUGUUUCUUAUUUUGAUUGGAGAAAAAUUAAAUUGCUGCAUUUCGCAGUGACCCAUUUACAUGGCAUUCUCAGCUUAGACUGCAUAAGAAGAAAUAUAUGUGGUGAAAUGUUGGAACCAUUUCUCUCUUGGUCUCUGUUUAAUGUUGAAAGGGUGAGCUAAUAGGAGGCACUUUCAACUUCACUCCCUCACGCUACCCCGUCCCCCUCCAGACUGGCAGUUUCAAGGAUGCAAAUUGCGUUGCAAAAUCAAACUGACUCAUGAAGCAUUUGGGCCAGUGCACUGUUUACUUCCAUCUGUUUGCAGACACAUCUGUGCCCGGCGUUUGGGAGCCCUUUGUAUCAAUGUUCUGACAAGGGUCCUUAUAACCUUAACCUACUCGAAACCGGUUUGGGAUGGAUAUGAUGGGGCUUCUGUGCUAUUGCUGGGAUUGGGAGAAAUAAAACAUGCAAUUUAAGUGGAA